This is a messenger RNA of Pneumocystis carinii B80, 1119 nucleotides long. RefSeq lists its product as hypothetical. The transcript is spliced from 3 exons. NCBI's taxonomy places the organism in Eukaryota, Fungi, Ascomycota, Pneumocystomycetes, Pneumocystales, Pneumocystaceae. Gene Ontology annotation, molecular function: ATP binding; protein serine/threonine kinase activity. The record is from RefSeq and is a predicted model, not a curated record. Gene Ontology annotation, biological process: autophagy; peptidyl-serine phosphorylation. Gene Ontology annotation, cellular component: cytoplasm. The coding region runs from base 47 to 1078 and encodes 343 amino acids.
GGAAUCCUAUAUUGUUAUCGGAUUCUGUAAUAAUUUGAUAUUAUUAAUGUCAAUGUUUCAAGAAUCUAGGAUUGGGCUCGUUCUUGAUAAUCGUCUUGAAAUUACAGGUAUUAUUGGAGUUGGUACAUAUGGGAUAGUAUAUAUAGCAAUUGAUAUUUAUACAAGUGUUUCGUAUGCAAUUAAAUCUAUUUUGAAAAUGGGGAAUGAAUCUACUCAGAACAAGUUUCAAUCACGUGAAAUAGCAUUACAUUUGAAAGUGCAAUCUCAUCCCCAUAUUGUGUCUAUAAUUGAAGUCUUGGAUGCGCCGGAUUGUGUGUAUAUUGUGAUGGAAUAUUGUUCAGAAGGAGAUCUUUUUACGGCGAUUACAGAGAAGAAUGGAUAUGUUGGAAAUGAUACAUUAAUUAGACAAGUUUUUCUGCAAUUGUUGAGUGCAGUUGAAUAUUGUCAUUCAUCAGGAAUUUAUCAUCGUGAUUUGAAGCCAGAAAAUAUUCUUGUUACUCAGUCGGGUAAAUUUUUAAAAUUAGCAGACUUUGGUCUUGCUACGACAGAAGUAUUUACCUCAGAAUUUGGUUGUGGUUCACCAUUUUACAUGUCACCUGAAUGUUUACAAGAAACGACAGAAUUUCCACAUUAUAGGUCUGCUCCUAAUGAUGUUUGGUCAUUGGGUGUUAUAUUAGUAAAUUUGACAUGUGGUCGUAAUCCUUGGAAACGUGCGUCUAGCACACUUGAUGAAACAUUUCGUGCUUUUCUUCAAAAUCCUGCAUUUCUUCGUUCUAUUUUACCUCUUUCAUCUCAACUUUAUUCAAUUCUUCAACGUGUUUUUGAUCCAAAUCCGAGUACUAGGAUUACUCUUCCGGAAUUACGUAUUUCUAUCAUUAAUUGUUCAAAGUUUACUGUAUCUUUUGAAAGCUACGAGAACACUGAUGAUGAUAAAGUUCCUAUUUCUUGGCUUUUGACUCCGCCUUCUUUUUCUUGCAAAGAAAGUCCAUUAACACCUUCUACAUCAAAAACAAAAAAUAUGCUGCCAGGGCUGUAUAAUCUUCCUAUAACACCGAUUUCACCUAAACGAUUUUCAUGACGGUGUAUCUCGUUUUCUUAUUCAUAUUUGGGUUGCAAGGU